Suillus subaureus is the source of this 1471-nucleotide messenger RNA. RefSeq lists its product as uncharacterized. Gene Ontology annotation, cellular component: spliceosomal complex. Lineage: Eukaryota; Fungi; Basidiomycota; Agaricomycetes; Boletales; Suillaceae. The transcript has 6 exons. The coding region runs from base 145 to 1197 and encodes 350 amino acids. The record is from RefSeq and is a predicted model, not a curated record. Gene Ontology annotation, biological process: spliceosomal complex disassembly.
ACAACUCGAUUCAAAUCGGAGUUUCGAGUUGAAACGAUUUUGGUCAUUUUCGAACCGGCAUCGAUUUUAACGGCAACACUACGUGCUGGGUGCUAGAAACAUUGACAAGCAAGGUAAUUGGGCGCAGAACAUCGUUCAACAUCCAUGCCACCCAAAACGCCGGAAGAUCCAGAACAAAACCCAUAUGAACUACUUGGGAUCUUACAGGAGGCUACCGAAGCUGAGAUUAGGACAGCCUAUCGAACCCGCUCACUAAAAGUCCACCCAGACAGAAACAGAAAUGACCCUAAUGCAGCCCAGAAAUUUCAUGCAUUGACAACCGCCUCCACCCUCCUCCUCGAUCCGCUCCGUCGUCUCGCGCUCGAUGCACAACUCCGCUUGCAAGCUGCUAAGAAGCAGCGCUUCGCAUCUUACGACAAUAAGCGUAAGGCGAUGGCGCGAAUGGCCAAAGAGCAGGAGAGAACUGCGAGGGAGAGCGAAAAUUUGAGGAUUCGCGAGGAGGGGCGACGAAUGCGGGAGCAGAGGGAGAAGGAGCUCGAGCUGCAGGAAUUGGAACGUCAAUGUGCGAAGUCGAAGCCUGAUUCAAACGGAACUGUUGAAGAAGACUCCCUCGCUCCGCCGCCUCCUGGCGAUUUGGAUACAACGAUCCGUGUCAAAUAUACCCUGUCAUCAUAUCCUGCACUUUCUACGGCAUUCGCACUCGCAGCCCACCUUCGACGGUUUGGCGAGAUUGAUGAAGGGACGGUGGUGAUGUCGCAGAAAGCUAAGAAGUCGAAAAAAUCCAAGGGACUUGUAGAUGGUGAGAUGAUAGUGACCGCGCUGGUGCCAUUCAAUCAGCUGGGCGCUGCUUUUGCUGUGGUAUCGAGCGCCGAGUCGCUGAAAGGUCGGGGCAUGGACGUGGCUUGGGCGGGCGGAUCUGAGCCUCCAAUACUAAGCUGGCUUCGCGAACGCGGAGAACUCGGAGGUUCCGCAGCAAAGCGGGCUGAACCGCUCCCGACAAAGACUGCUCCGGAGGGGACGACGUUCAGCUCGUUUCCCUCGAGUUUUCCUGGUUUUGAUGAUGUGGCACCACCACCACCUUCUACUGCAAAGGCGGGGAUGGACUACGAGUCGUUGACGCUCCUCCGCAUGCGUGAAGCUGAGCGUGCACGUUUAGAGAAGGAGAUACUGGAAGCAGAAGCUGCUGAGGGCGGUUAGCUUGCUUUGCGGCCGCUUGGCACAUGAUAUCCUCUGACAUCGCACCUUUGUCCGCGAUCUCAACAUCUGAUGUGAGCUCCAGAGCACUGUGCGCCCUUGGUGCACCUUGAUGGUUCUAGAAGUUGCGCGGAGAGACCCUUGAAACGUGCAUGUAUUAUGACGGCGUUCAUGUACCCGUAGUCUGAUUGGUACAUCUAGCUAAAGUGUUCGCACCCGGUUUUAAGCAGGUCCGCAACAAGGUUCUUUCAGACGUUUGUCCUCGCUGUAGUUGAAU